This is a messenger RNA of Conger conger (European conger), 5283 nucleotides long. Its product is annotated as matrix-remodeling-associated protein 5-like. NCBI's taxonomy places the organism in Eukaryota, Metazoa, Chordata, Actinopteri, Anguilliformes, Congridae. The transcript is spliced from 7 exons. The coding region runs from base 1 to 5283 and encodes 1760 amino acids. The record is from RefSeq and is a predicted model, not a curated record. Gene Ontology annotation, molecular function: protein binding. Gene Ontology annotation, cellular component: extracellular region.
AUGACGGUCAUUUGCCUCUCUCAUCUUUGGGCUGUGGCAUUGCUGCCAAUGCUCCUGGCUUUGCCCCUCAUGACACAAGCCUGCCCCGGGUCUUGCAGCUGCCCUGGCUCUCGGGAGGUGCUCUGUACCUUCAGCGAUCUCAACUCUCUCCCACCUGCCAUACCCAGGGACACCCAACGUCUCAACCUUGGCUACAACAACAUACAGGCUCUGGAUGGCUCAGAGUUCAGAACGCUCAGGAGUCUGGAAAUGUUAAUGCUUCAUGGAAAUGACAUUCAGUCGCUGUCCUCGAGAGCCUUUUACAACCUCCGCUCCCUGUGGAUUUUGAAGUUAAGUCACAACAAGCUGAGAAACAUCACUCUCGGUAUCUUUGAAGGCCUGUCAAGAUUGGUGAGCCUCUACUUGGAUCACAACAGCAUUGAGUUCAUCGAACCAUUUUCAUUCAGCGGGCUGACAUCCCUGACACUGUUAAACCUGGAAGGGAACCGGCUGAGAGACCUGCACCCCCACACCUUUGUCACCCUGUACUUUCUAGGGAAUUUCUGGGGUUCUAGCCUUCGCUACCUCCACCUGUCAGACAACCAGUUGAGGUAUCUGCUCCCAGGUACCUUACAGGAUCUAAAUAAGCUGGAAGCACUAUCUGUAUAUGGCAACCCAUGGGCAUGUGAUUGCAAUCUGCAGUGGCUUUUACAGUGGAAUAACAAGAAUAAGGGGGUGAUUAAAUGUCUCAAUGAAGAAGGGUUUGGCACGAGUGUGAACUGUGCCAUGUGUUCCUCACCUCAGACCCUAAACAACAGCCAGGUCUUCCAGCUGUCAACUUCCCAGCUCUCCUGUGAUAGGCCGACUUUACAAUCUCCACUGAAGCUAAGAGACAGCACAGUCUGGCUGGACACCACCUCUGACAUCCCAUACAUCAAAGACCUUGACCCUCCUUUGGGUCAUAUCACCUUCAAGCUGUCUGACAGCCACAGCAACAUGGCACAUGUUGACUGUGUUGUGAGGCGUCAGGCCGAAGGAUCUACCAUGAGCUGGCAAAAGCUAAGGUUCCCAAGUCGGUUGGCACUCAAUGUGACUUUGAUGAGCUUGCUGGAGUGUGAGAUUAACAGAGAUGAUCUUCAGCAACUCUGGAGACUGAUCGCCUAUUAUUAUGAGAGACCAGCCAUCCUCACCCAGGGGCUUAGGCAAGAAAAUGCUUCAAGAGCCACUUUUCAGUACUCUCAGGCAUUCAUUGAAGACGCCCCAUACUUUACAGAUCUCAGAGGAUAUUUUUCAGCUGAACCAACAUGGCUGUUACAGCCUCUACUAAAACUUCAAUUGAACAGGCGUAAAUCUACAAGUAAAACGCUCGUUCUGAACUUCUCUACUUUUAUUUCAAAGCGAAUAAGUGUAUGGGAGGAGCAAAGGGUUACCAAAUGCAACUGGGCGUUUGUCCAUAGAGGGACACCAGGGAAGGUACAUACUGUUCUAGAAGGUUCCGGUGUCAGUCUGGAUUGUGAAGUGUCAAGUUCUGGACAAGCAUCUGUUGAAUGGAUGCUCCCAGAUUUUUCCAUUUUAAACACAUCGUAUGACAGAAUUGCUAUUUCUGAAAAUGACAAACUGGUUAUACACAAAGCGAGCCCAUCUGACUCUGGCCUGUAUCACUGCCUUGUACGUUCUGAGGUUGAUGUGGAUAUAAUGUCCUUUAGGGUAUUUGUAAAAGAGAGGGUGCUUAGCUCUGAUCACAUAAAUGGCAAAGAAAUGUCAUUGGAUAGUGGAGAAUCACUUACUCUGCCCUGCUCCAUGUCUUCAGUUGAACCCAGUGACAUGACCUGGCACCUACCAACAAAUACAAUCUUGUGGCCAUCAUCUUCAGAAGGUAGAAUCAAAAUAUUGUCUAAUGGGAGCUUAGUUAUUAUAAAUGCCACAUAUGAGGAUGAUGGGGUAUAUAGCUGUUUGGCUGUCAAUCUCUAUGGGGCAGAUAUGCUAUCUCACCGGAUCGUGAUCAGAGUAUUCCCUGAGGGAAGAACACCAACACCUCCGACCUUUCAUCCUCCUAAAACUGGAGAAGCCAGCAAGAUUAAAGACUUUGGAUGGUUUUCCAGACUCAGAAACAGAUACAGACAACACAAACUCAAUGCCUAUCGUCUUUCACAAGCAGGGAAGAAUAUAACACCAAAAGCAAAUAUUUUUAAUCCUAGGCCCCUGCCAACUCCUAUGACAAUGUACAGUGCUGUGACCCCAGCAUAUUCUCUGUUAGCUACAAAUCAGGCACACUCCACAAUCCAGAAUUAUAGCCAAAGGCACUACAGCCAUCAGGGACCCAAGAAAUUAAAUAACGUUUUGCCCUCCCCAAGUUUAAUUGAGAGUGGAAGGAAGCCAAAGAUUUCUUCAGUUAAUACCAACAGUUUGUCAGCCCUCAUAGAGACAGAUGUGUCUCUGCCCUGUGAGUCAUUGGGAGAGCCAAGACCCAGCCUCUCCUGGACCAAAGUCUCCACAGGUGCUACAAUUGAAGUAGGCACAAAGAAUGGUGAAAGAUUCGAAGUUCUGAGAAAUGGCACUUUUAUGAUAAAAACUGUUCAGCUGCAGGACAGAGGUCAGUACCUUUGCACAGCGAAGAAUGCAUUUGGGUCAGAUCAAGUGAUCAUCACCCUUUUGGUGAUGAACCAGCCUCCAAAAAUUGUGCCACCAAAAUCAACAGAUAUGUUGGUGUAUGUGGGACAUCCUAUAUACCUGGAUUGCAUGGCAGAGGGCAAGCCACAAGCACAGAUCUCCUGGAUCCUUCCAGAUGGAAAAAUAGUACAGGGCAGGGGCCUUCUGCAUAACACAGUCUCAGUUCUGACCAAUGGCACGCUAAGCAUCAAAGUAGCUCACUUAUCAAGUACAGGACAGUAUAAAUGCAUAGCCAGCAGCACAGCUGGAGCAGACACACUAACUUACCACAUCCAUGUGGUAAAUUCAUCACCCACUAUCAAUGAAGAAGCAACUGAAGUUAUUGUAUUGCCCACAGGGAGCAAUGCCUACAUCCACUGCACAGCAAUAGGGGAACCAAAGCCCACAAUUCAGUGGACCAUUCCUGAUGAAGAGAAAGGCAAAGCUUUCCCUGUCAUCAGGGGUAGGAUCUCUGUCUUAUCCAAUGGGACACUUUUUGUGAGAAACAUUUCACUGACUGACUCAGGAACAUAUCAAUGUUCUGCCACCAACCGUGCAGGUGCUACCAGGAGAGUGGUACGGGUGGAGGUAAAACAGGAGAACUCCAGCACCCAACAACCUCUGCCACUGCAACAUAGAAUCACAGGGAUGUAUGGCUCCACCGUGUAUUUGCACUGCUCAGGGUCUGCAACUUCACAACAUGGUGCGCUCUGGAGACUUCCCUUUGGAAUGUUCCUGGAUUAUCAAAACAGCUCUGAGGGAUCCAUCACUGCUUUCCCCAACAGCACACUCAGAAUCCAGCAGCUCACAGAGAAGGAGGCAGGCAGCUACCUCUGCCUGUUCCUAACGCCUCAUGGCCAGGACUUCAAGCUAUUUCAGGUAGAGGUCCUUCCAAGCCCACCAAAGAUCAAACGCUUCACCACUGUUCACAAGAGAGUUGCAUAUGGGGACAGUUUUCAGAUUGACUGUUUAGCCUCUGGGUUUCCAGCUCCAGAGGUGUCUUGGACCCUUCCAGAAGGUACAAUUGUCAAAAGUACCCUCCAAUAUGAAGGGGAGUUGUCUCACAAUUUCAUUGUCUUUGAGAAUGGCACCCUCCUUCUGAAACAGAUAAGUAGGGGGGAUGAAGGUGACUACACAUGCAAUGCUAGGAAUACAUUCGGGCAAGACGUCAUGAAGGUCAGGAUUCAUCUGCUGCCUGACUCUCCAAGAAUCUUGUCAAAGGAUGAGGUGUCCAUCUGGGGCCUGCUUGGAAAGCCUGUACAAAUAAAGUGUCAAGCAUCCGGGGAACCCACCCCUACAAUCACAUGGUAUUCACCAAGUAAUGCCACCAUUGCCACAUCUUCUAUCAGGUACCAGAUCUUGGGAGAUGGCACACUGAUUAUCAGAAAAUUAGGCUCAGCUGACCGGGGCAACUAUGCUUGUGUGGCCAAAAGCUUGGCAGGAUACGAUGUAAAGAAUGUGCAUCUGGAAGUGGAGGGAGGAUCACCUCGGAUAAACAGACAAGUAGGAAGGACUGCUGCGAAGGUUUCAGCAGUGUUUCAUCAAACUCUGCUGCUUGACUGCAAAGCAGAGGGCCUGCCAGAGCCACGUGUCACCUGGACCACUUCCUUUGGAAUCAACCUGCCCACGCCUUACCUGGGCGGAAGGUUCCGGGUCUAUAGAAAUGGGAGUCUAGAGCUGCAUAACCUGAGAAAAACAGAUGAGGGUCAGUAUGUUUGCCGGGCACAGAACAGCUUGGGUGAAGCCAGGCUGGAGAUCGAUCUCAAAGUGAAAUCUCUCACAGAAAAGCCAAGCUUCGCUACGGCAAACACUGAGGUUGUCUCCUUUAAGCCGGGUAGCGCUGAGGUCACUCUAGCAUGCUAUGCCAGUGGAAACCCAACCCCAGAGCUUGUGUGGGUGCUGCCCAAUAGCACAGUGUUGAUAGCUGGUGUCAGGCUCCAGCGUUUCCAUCACAUUCCUGCCAAUGGGUUUUUGCACAUCCUGCAGCCAGGGAAUGGUGACAUGGGAGUUUACCGGUGCCUGGCAAAUAACACAGCAGGGAAGGCUCAGAAGCAGUUUUCUCUUGAACAGGGAUGGAAGCCUUGGAUUCAGGGUAAGCCUACAUCUGUGAGGAUUUCAUUUGGACAGAAUUUGAACCUACCUUGUCCAGUUGAUGCUUGGCCACAGGCCGCCAUUUCCUGGACUCUCCCCAACAGCCGCAUCCUCAGGAAGCCUCAGGUCAUUGGACGGGUGGCCUACUUAGGAAAUGGUGCACUGGAGCUAAGUGAAGCUGCCACCGUUGACGGAGGGACCUACACCUGCAAAGCCACAAAUGCAUUUGGCUCAUCCACACUAUCACAUACGGUUAUAGUAACAGUGUAUCCUCCGCGUAUCACCAAUGUGUUUCCCUCAAUCAUCGUGGUGAACAGGGGCUCUGCUGCGAUGCUCAGGUGCAGAGCUGUUGGAAUACCUAAACCUGACAUCUCAUGGACUCUACCAGGAAGCACCAGUCUCACCCCGACCAGCCCCAUCACAGCACAGAAUGGAAUGCAUAUUACUGCUGAGGGCAGCCUAGUCAUACAAAAUCCAAUGCUAACACAUUCAGGGACUUAUAAAUGCAAUGCAAGAAGUGCUGUGGGAAUGGACUUCAAAGCCACAUACAUUCAAGUACUAUGA